Molecule: messenger RNA, 3352 nt
Organism: Cyprinodon variegatus (sheepshead minnow)
Lineage: Eukaryota; Metazoa; Chordata; Actinopteri; Cyprinodontiformes; Cyprinodontidae
Gene: agpat5
Product: 1-acylglycerol-3-phosphate O-acyltransferase 5
Exons: 8
Coding region: 553-1650 (365 amino acids)
Cellular component (GO): endomembrane system; mitochondrion
Molecular function (GO): acyltransferase activity
Source: RefSeq, a predicted model, not a curated record
GGGAGGCGUGUGUGACAUUCGCUGCUGUAAGCUAGGAGCCGGAUAAAAAAAAUGAAGUGAGGCAGGAAAUAGAUUAUUUUUUUUCUUUUUAGAAACUAGUUUGUAUUUUUAUUUGGACGUUUUUGUAUAUCCCAGCGUUAUAAGAGACAGUUUAGACUGAAGGAGAAAACUUCUACCGUCGGCUUCGUUUAAUUUUAGGCUAACGCUUUUUUUUAUUAACUUGUACAGUAAAUGUUCGGAGUUUGGCGCUAAGCUCAUUUUCUGGAUGUUUCUAACAUGUUGACACAUAGUCGGUAAACUUAUUUUUGUGUGUGUGUGUGUGUUUUAUAGUUUUCCUGUGUUGCAGCUUAAGCUGAGUUUGCAAACUGCUUUUUUUGCUUGCAGGGGUGAAUUUUUUUUACCUCCUUCUGCAUUUCUCUUACUUUCUUAUGCCGACCUUUUGGGGCAGGUGUGCUGAAAGUAGGCCAGGUGUGCUGUGGUACAGAUAGGGUUCACUGUAGUGUGCUACCGGUCCGACAGCAGACUUCAGGGAUUUGUAAGAGAGGUGUCACCAUGCUGCUCUCUCUGGUUGUGCACACAUACUCUCUGCGGUACUGGUUUCCUGCCACCUUCAUGCUGGGUACAGCCCCAGCAUAUGUGCUCUCAUGGGGGGUCUGGCGUUUACUUUCCACUGUCCUACCAGCAAGUCUUUACCAUAAAAUAGACGACCGACUGUACUGCAUCUACCAGAGCAUGGUCCUGUUCUUCUUUGAAAACUACACAGGGGUCGAGAUUGUUAUAUAUGGCGAUAUACCAAAGAAUAAAGAGAACGUUGUCUACCUUUCAAAUCACCAAUGUACAGCUGACUGGAUAAUUGCUGACAUGCUGGCCAUCAGACAAAGCGCCAUCGGUCACAUCCGAUACGUCCUAAAAGACGGGCUAAAGUGGCUCCCACUGUAUGGAUGGUAUUUCUCCCAGCAUGGAGGAGUCUUUGUGAAAAGAAGUGCAAAGUUUAAUGAAAGAGCCAUGAAGAAGAAGCUCCUCACUCAGACUCGAUGUGGAGCACCAAUGUACCUCGUAAUUUUUCCCGAAGGAACCCGGUACAACCCAGAGCUGAAGAAUGUUAUCACUGACAGUCAGAAGUUUGCUGAGAGAGAAGGUCUGGCUGUCCUGAAGCACACUCUCACACCCAGAGUGAAGGCAUCCCACUUAGCUGUUGACAUCAUGAGUGACAGUCUGGAUGCUGUGUACGACAUCACUGUGGCUUAUGAGGGAACGCUGGAUAAAAACGGUCACAGAAGGCCUGCACCAUCCAUGGCAGAAUUCCUUUGCAAGGAGUGUCCCCGCAUCCACAUACAUUUCGACCGUGUGGACAUCAAGGGAAUCCCCUUGGAGCCUGGGCUUUUCCGCAGGUGGAUGCACAACCGCUUUGAAAUUAAGGAUCGGUUGCUGACAGAUUUCUACGAGUCAGAGGAUCCAAACAAAAAGUGCAGAUUCCCAGGCGAGGGCAGAAUCUCUCCGCUGAAACUCUCAAAGUCCCUCCCCUCGGCGAUGAUUUUAGGAGGGCUGACGCUGCCAAUGCUGCUGACGGAGAAUGGCAGGAAGCUUUAUGUGAGAACCUGGGUUUAUGGGACACUUCUGGGCUGGCUCUGGGUGAACAUUUCUCCCUAACGGUUCCAGGGUCUGACUGCCAUGGAGAGACACGAGGAAGGUUCGCAAAUCCCCUUUCCUGUGCUGCAGAAACAGAGUCUGUUUCAGAGGCAGAGCAGUACCUGAUACGAUACAAGAGUAUUGAUUGUCCAGCUGUUGAGCGGAGACACUGAGAAAUACUUGAAGCUUUGUGUAAAAAUUAUUAAUAUAGCAGAUUCAGUGAAACAUGACACAAAAAAUAUCCUGAUACAACUAGAUUUUGCCAAAUUAGCAUUCUUGCAUGCAGUUUAUUCAUUUGGACAUUAGCAAUUUAUGAAGCUCCUGUAUUUUUUUUAAAAAACAAAGUGAGCUGGUUACCUUAAAAAAAAAAGUAAUAAUUUAAGUGCACUGACUAAUCAGUGUCAGAUAUAAUACUUUUACGCCAAGCCCUGUUUGUGGAGGAAUAUGCACUUUUGUGUUUUUUACACUGGCAGAACAGAACAAACAGCACACAGCUCCACCUGGAGGGGUACAUGAAAACCACACCAGCUGCAUUUUCUUUCUUUUUGUAACCAUACUUAAAUAUCCACACCGAACCCUUUUCUUUCUCUCAAGACUGUGAAUGUAGUGCUAAAACCAUUCAUUCAUGAAGACGGGAAGAAAACAGGAAUGUAAACUGCUGGAUUUUUCCGUGCACACUUCUUGGUUACAGACCCCCCCAUGGAGGAAAGUGCACAGAUGAUGCAAAAAUGUGUUCUACCAGUGUAAGAUCAAACUCAAACCUUUAAGUGUCAGCCGUUGCCAAAAGCUGGUGUGUUUGCCAUAAUAUUGUAUGGAGAGUGUCUCUGUGUGUUUUUAUGUUUUAUAUUUAGCUCGUAAAUCACAGCUUUAGGUUUGCUCCUGACUUUUCUUUUAUUACAGUUAAUUAUCCAGUUUCAUUACUUUGAUACAUUUAUCACGUAAUAAAUCAUCUUACAGUUUAUAUGAAAGUAUCUACCUAACAAAUGCUGGUAAAGCCAUGUUAACAGUAUAUACUGCAGGUUCCUGUGCACUCAAAGCCAUUUGUGUUAUCACAUUAUUGUAUUAAGAAAUGCACUAUUUGUCCAUCGUUGUUUACUAUAAAGAUACCAUUGCAUUUUCCACUGGUCACUUUACUUGUAAGCAGUCUCAUCAUGCUCUGUUAGUCGUCUGUGUUUUCAUCAUCUCAAAAGUAAGGUAAUUGCCUCAUUGAUACAUGCCGCUCCGAUACCUCACUUGAAAACUCCUUCCUUUUAAAAAAAAAAAAAAUCCUUGUCAGCCAUUUUAUACUCAUUUUUAUCCUGACUAGAGCGGACUGGUAGCCUGGUCAGGAAACUGCAGACGGUAUUUAAAUGCCAUCAGUCUUUUGGAAACGUGUGCCUUCUCUUUGGGGGCCACAGUGGCUCCUUUCCACCAGGGGACUGUUGGAGCUGCCUCUUACUGCGGCACAUUGUCUACAGUUCAUAGUGGCUUUUUUUUUUUUUUUUUUUUGCUCUAAAAUGCUUUGAUUUACAUUUUGACGACUAUUAAUAAACAAUAAAACAUUUGAAGUGUUCUGGGAUGUGGAACUUAAAGGUGAGAGGGAAAUAAAGAGUUGUUUUUUUUUUCCUUGGUAGUCAUGUUUUCUGUCUGUUUAAAUAAAUGAAUGUCUGCAUUGGUUACACUAGAUUGUACCUGCCAAAAUUCUGGGAAAAUAAAAACUUCUGUCACUGGACUGAAAAAGGGU